ACGUACCGGAUGAACUUGACAGAAUGAACGGGAAACGAUUGUGAUUUCCCCUUCCCGUAUCUAAAAUAAUCCAGCAGCCCUCUAAAUUAAGAUUUUCUUUUUUCUUUUGUCGCAAUACAUUUAUCUCUUGACAAUACGGUACUAAAAUUGACCGUAAGUAAUGUGAACAGUAGGCUAUACUAUAUUAACUGUAUGCACCGUUAACUCGCAAACAUGUCGGAACCGAGAAUCAAGAGAAUCAAAAUCAAUCUGCCACUCUGUAAAACGCAUAUAUUUGUUGUCGGGAGUCAGGCGAAGCAAAACCUUCCGUCUGUUGUGGAAGAAAGUCUGUGUGGUGUUUCCACCUUACUUCUGGAGGUCUCAUACAAACUGGAGGCGCUGGCCAAACGUUUUGAGCAUAAUGACUUGGCUUUACCCAGAAUGGCAGCAUUUUUUCAUCAGGAAUCUGUAAAAGAACAAGAACGGGCAGAGGCAAUGCUGCAGUACCUGUCCCAGCGUGGCGGAAUGUUCUGCAGUAAGAACAUUCAGAGGCCAGGCACUGAACAGGUGUGUGCUGUUCUUCCUGCUCUGGAGAUCAUGCUGAACCAGUGGAAGGAAGAGCUGUCCAUUAUGGUGGAGCUGAGUCAACUGGCACUUGAGUAUGGAGAUCCACAUACUGCCAGCAUUAUCAAAAGUCAGUUUCUUCAGCCCCUCGUCCCAAAGGUCAAGCUCGUAGGUGACCUUUUGACCAACGCUCGCCGAGUGGGUUGCACCUAUGACAGUGCAGGGGGCUUCGGCGAGUACCUUAUUGACCAGCUACAAGAAAACCUGACAAUUGCCUAGACUUCCUCUUUGUAUUCUACCUGCAUUACGUUUAAAGAAAAGCCAAUGAUCAUUACUAGAACAAGAGUUCCUUGUAGAUGUACUGUAGAGCUGUUCAGUUUGUAGUCCAAAAACCUGGACGGGUUCCCACAGGAUUUUCAUAUGGGGUUUUUAUAAUGGGUUAUUGUUGUUUUUUACUUAUGUGUAAAAUAAGGUAUGUGGUUAACAUUACUUUUGAUACGUAGACAUUUUGUUCUUCAACAUAAAUUACACACAGUGUUGGAAAUUUCCAAGACAGCCCAUGUCAUUUUUAGACUUCCGGGUUUGUCUACAAAUUGACGUUACGGCAGAAUAGCUGUAUUGCAAGGUGCAAUUUAUGUAUAAACAAGAGGUCACUCCAUUUGUUGCAAAUGUUAUUUUAAUGCUUUUAUAAAAUUAUAAGCUUCACAUUUCUGCCUUUAUACACUCCAAAAAUGUGCCCCAUUCACUUCCAUUGUAAGUACCACAGUCAAAAUGAUUUGUUGUGGUAAUCAAUAUUAUGCCACAAAUGCUGUUGAAUGAGCUUAGCUUGUAUUGAACCCGGAAUAUUCCUUUAAAUGUCUUUUUUUUUGCUUGUCAUUUAUCAUUGUUUUAAAACAUGAAUGGCUUAAAACUGCAGUGGCUUAUGUAUCAUAUAUGAGUUGUUUGAUGUACAUAACCUUUUCAUUCUAAACAAAAUGCAGCAUUUUUAAUAUAUCAAAUAUGAUAUUAUAAGUAUUACUGUGUGUGUCUGAUUUAAAAGUAGCCUAUUAUUUCAAAUUAAAAUACUGUAUUUCAGUUUUUUAGCAAAUAAUUUACUUUCACUGAUAUAUACUCUCUCUCUCUCUCUCUCUCUCUCACUCUCUCUCUCCCUCUCUCACUCUGUCUAUAUACAUAUAUAGCAGUAUUUUGAACCCUUUGAUCAUUGAAUAUUUUCCAGAACUGCCUAUAUUUUGUAAGUUUUGGUAUAUUGUUUUAUGUUCAGUGCAAAAGUACAGGAAUAAAUAAAGUUU
This is a messenger RNA of Xyrauchen texanus (razorback sucker), 1832 nucleotides long. RefSeq names its product ferritin, heavy subunit-like. The coding region runs from base 214 to 822 and encodes 202 amino acids. Gene Ontology annotation, biological process: intracellular iron ion homeostasis; iron ion transport. Gene Ontology annotation, cellular component: cytoplasm. The record is from RefSeq and is a predicted model, not a curated record. NCBI's taxonomy places the organism in Eukaryota, Metazoa, Chordata, Actinopteri, Cypriniformes, Catostomidae. The transcript has 3 exons. Gene Ontology annotation, molecular function: ferric iron binding; ferrous iron binding.